Protopolystoma xenopodis is the source of this 687-nucleotide messenger RNA. Lineage: Eukaryota; Metazoa; Platyhelminthes; Monogenea; Polystomatidea; Polystomatidae. The record is from the annotation of a GenBank genome assembly.
GCCCGUGAGGAAGGCUUGCGCGUUUUAGCUCGUCAACUACGCGAACGUGAGGCUAGGCGGCGUCUUUGUGCAGAACGAAGUCGCAGUCGAAGUCGCGACUCGGAUAGUGGCAGUCCGUUCGAAAGCCCAAGGGCGGGCCACAGCCCUCGACCUACUUCAUCUUCACAUCUUGGUACAAAUCGACGUUAUCGGGGUCGAUCGCGAUCUCGUUCCUCUGCUUCUUCGGAAUCCUCGUCUAGAUUUCGUUCCCGCGCACAUGGAUCUGGCUACCACUCGCAUGUAAACAUUUCUGCGGAUCGCCGACCUAGAUCUCGUUCUCAUUCAUCCACUCGGGGUCUUCAAUCUAAUGAUCCCCAUCAACAGCACUCUCAUUAUCGUCAAAAUCAUCAACAUACUAGACUUGGUGGCUCUGAUCGAGAUGUUCAUAGGUAUCGAAACAAAGAAAUUCAGCGCAAGUGGCCUGGAGAGGAUCACCCUAAUGGCAGGGGGAAUGCCCUUAAUAUCAACUCCUCUGCGUAUCGUCUCAACAAACGACCUGGUGAGGAGGAUCGUUCUCGAGCUACUCAGCGCAGUUCUAUCCCCGUGAGAAAUCGCGAUGGGGACGUUUUAAAUGUUCAUCGAGGCAUUAAUUCCCGAUGGAUGCUUUCCUCUCUCGAUAUUCAAUCCCAAAAUAUAUUCGGUCUCUGA